Salvelinus fontinalis (brook trout) is the source of this 1233-nucleotide messenger RNA. RefSeq names its product transmembrane protein 217-like. The coding region runs from base 514 to 1080 and encodes 188 amino acids. NCBI's taxonomy places the organism in Eukaryota, Metazoa, Chordata, Actinopteri, Salmoniformes, Salmonidae. The record is from RefSeq and is a predicted model, not a curated record. The transcript is spliced from 3 exons.
UCAUGAGGCCAUGAGGCCAAAGGCCUAAUGUUAAAUCCGCCAGUGCGAGGCACCGUGGCGUCACUAGGUGUUUUCAACAGUUGCUGGCCUCGCUCAUCAUCUGGACCGCAACGCCAACGGAUGAACCUGUUAAUUGCCAAACUAGCUAGCAAUUUUUUAGUGUGAAAAAUAACAAGAAGGUGUGAAUACAAAGGGCCCAAUUCCAGCAAACGUCCCGCAGCAAGUGCUGUUGUGGACUUCCCUCUCUUCCAGGAGGGAACAGAUUGUUCUGCAUAGUCUCAGUCGUCCACUGUGAAUAUUAAGCGAGAAGAGUUCUGACCUCUUUCAAUGAGACAUUGUGAUGGAAUGAUAACAAAUCUGACUGACUCCUCGCCUCUGUGUUUUUAAAUAUUUAUUUUCCAAUUCUGCCUCUCAACCACUAGAACUCCUUUACCCUUUCACCAUCUGUCUCCUUGUUUUCAUCUAUUCUCUCCAUCUCACUCUCCUCUGUCCCAUUGGACUGCGAUUGUCACCAUGAAGCUACUUCUGUCUUCAGGCCUGUGUGGCAUGACCCCUUACCAGGGUUCCAUAGUAGGAGGACUCUAUUUUUUGAUGGUGGGCGUCAUGCAAAUGGUCUUUGAGUUUGGCCAUUUGCGCACAGCCAAGGAGAGCACAAACAACAUCACAGGCUCCCAGUUUCCGCCCCAGGUGUGCUUCGGUUACUACUACUCUCUGCUUAUCCUGGGCGGCAUCACCCUACUGAUGACCCUGUGCAUGCUCGGAGCAGUUUGGGCCAACCAGCAUGUGGGCAUCCUGGGCUUUGCGGUCUGGCUGACGCUGUACGACGUGACUCUGUUGGUGGUCACUUGCCUGCUCCAGAGGCAGAUGCAGGCACUGGGCUUGGAGCUGAGUGUACUGGAGUGGUACGGUGUGAUAUGCAGGGUCAUGGGAGACCCCUUCUGGCUGGCCCUCGUAAUCACACACGGUCUGGAAGUGCAGAUUGAGAGGCAUCGGCUUGGGAAACGACAACGCAAAGGCGGGAUUCCAAAAGAGGGGACACAGCUCAAACUGAAAUUUAAGGCCUUUGACAGUAGUGUUUGAAAUGGAGACCCUAAUAGACACCGGUCUCUUCAGAUACGAAAAUAAAAACGUUUUGGACUUUUACUUACAUGCAGAAAGUAUAAUAUGAGUAUUUUUAAUGUUGUUUUUUUGUUUUACUUUGAUGUUCUCUGUGUUACUUAUGUAUCCUCCAAA